GUAUCACUCACUAGCAUAAAAUUUGUUGUAGGAGUGCGCGGUUUAAAGACAAAACGUUGCAUUUUAACGAAUUUAAUUGUAAUAUAUUUAAUAUUUUUUAUAAUAAAAUGUACAAUAAUCUAUAGUAUCUAUAAUAUUAAUGAAAUUUCAGUAUAUACAAUAAGUAUUGUCGUGUCGUUACGGAACGUUUGUGACAAAGUUGAAAAUCAGUGAGGUUAUAAAUUGCAAACAUUUAAUGAAAUAAAUGGAUUCAGCGCCAGCACAAGAGGUAACGGAGCUGCUGAGACAAUGGGAGGAGCAACACAAUACACCCAAUUUCGACCCGAUACCAACUUUGACGAGGAUAGCAGAAAUAAUAGAAGCGGAGACAGAGAACUUUAUGAAGAAGGAUCCGGACCCGUUCGAUGAGAGGCACCCGUCCCGCACCGACCCAGAAUGCGCGCUCGGCCACGCCCUCAAGGUCAUGUUCAAGAAGGACAACUUUAUGACUAAGCUGGUGAACGACUACGUACGCGACACGUACUACUCGCGACAGAACAUCACCGGCCGCGACGUGCACAAGCUGAACGUGGCCGCCUGCAGGCUCACGCUCGACCUCAUGCCCGGCCUCGAGAUGAGCGUCGUCUUUCAGGACAACGAGGCCCUGAUCCACCGGCUGGUGAACUGGGCGACCAACUCGGUGGAACCGCUGCAGUGCUACGCCACCGGCCUGCUCGCCGCCGCCAUGGAGGUGCAGGAGAUCGCCACUAACUUUAGGGAUUUAAACGCUAUGCUAGUACCGCUAAUGCUAAGGAGGCUACACGCUUUAAGAGAAGACAAACAGAACAACCAGAACGUGGUGACGCCACCGAACCAGACGCGACACUUCGCGCGCUUCGACAAGAAGCGAAACAGUGACAUCAAGUGCAACGGACCUAGUAAAGAUAAGAAAGAUCGUGCCAAAGACGAGGGCGGUGGGGGAGACAUGUUGGUGGACGAGACUCCCCCGCAGGCCAGCAGAGACCCCGAGACCCCAGUCAAAAAUUAUAGUAGCCCAGCGAACGCAUGUUCUCCCCCCUCUCAGUGGGGGAUGAUGUCUCCCCCCCCUCGGCCGCCGCCCCUACACCAACACGAAACGUCCUCCAACUCCAGCUGGGCGGAAAUGGAAACAUAUGUUAUAGGUAAUAUACAAAUUCACCCUCCGACGGACGCCACCAAACAGAUGCUCAUACUACGGUACCUCACACCCAUGGGGGAGUAUCAAGAGUUCCUAUCGCACGUGUUCGAGCAGAACGCGCUGGGUUUGAUCCUCGGGUACCUGAACGUGCGCGAGUCCCGGGACUCUCGGCUCGCGUUCGAAGCGCUCAAGUACCUCGCCGCUCUGCUCUGCCACAAGAAGUUUUCCAUCGAUUUCAUUAAUAUGGGAGGGUUGCAGAAAUUCCUGGAAGUGCCUAGACCGUCGGUGGCCGCGACGGGAGUGUCGAUCUGUCUGUACUACCUCGCGUACUGCGAGGAUGCCAUGGAGCGAGUCUGUCUGCUGCCCAGGAAGACCCUGGCUGAUCUCGUCAGGUACGCGCUGUGGCUACUGGAAUGCUCUCACGACUCGGGCCGCUGUCACGCCACCAUGUUCUUCGGUCUCUCCUUCCAGUUCCGCGUCAUACUCGAGGAGUUCGAUCAUCAGGACGGGCUCCGCAAACUAUACAACGUGAUAUCAACCCUGCCGAUACUGAGCGCGGACGAGGACGAGUCGCGCGUGUCCGAGGACGAGACCUGCGCCGCCCGACAAAUCGUACGACACGUCUGUGUCGCACUUAGAAGGUAUUUAGAAGCCCACCUGCGACUGAGAGCGGCGCAGGUCGCGCGGCAACACGGCGACAACGUUCCCGAGCCACCCCCUUACAAGGCAUCAAAAUCAUCCCCGGAAGAGAUACAAGAGCAGAUAGAGUUGCUGCAGAGCGUGGCGUGGUCGCGCUGGCCGGCGGUGGACGAGCUACUCGAGCUGGGCGGCGUCUCGCUGCUGCUACAGGUCGUGGGCUACGCUUACGAAUGGAACUUUAACGGCAGAUCGGAAACGGUGCGGUCAGCGUUGGACGUGAUCUCAGUGUGCUGCGUGGCGCCCCGGGUCCAACUCCUGUUGACUGAAAAGAUUGACAUGCGAGACGCGGAGAUGACUACCGGAGUCAACAUAGUACUAGACGUUUUGGCAGGCGCGGCGGACGGCGAGAUAGUUCCCGAGCCGGACGUGCAGAAGGCAGCGCUCAACGUACUCGUCAACUGCGUCUGCGCACCUGUGCACAGAGCGGGUACGUCGACGACGCGGUUUUCAAUAACCGGCUCGAGCAAGAAGAAGACCGCGCUCAAGUCGUACGAGGACCUCAUACAGAAGGUCUGGGAGAGUGUGCGGACUAAUAAUGGAAUUAUGGUGCUGCUGUCUCUAAUGAUGGUGAAGUCCCCGAUAACGGACGCGGACCGUCUGCGCGGGCUGGCGUGCCGCGCGCUGGCCGGGCUGGCGCGCUGCCCCACCGUCCGGCAGAUCAUCUCCAAGCUGCCGCUCUUCACCACCUCGCAGAUACAAGUGUUGAUGCGCGACCCGAUCCUGCAGGAGAAGCGACAAGAGCACGUGAUGUUCCAGAAAUACGCGCUCGAGCUACUCGAGCGGGUCUCGGGCAAGAGCAAGCACAUGGGCGCCGAGUUCGAGACCUCGCUCGCUAAUAUACACCGGGCGAACGUAGUAGCGCAGACGCGCAUCAACUACAACGAGCGUCAACUACUGCAGCUGGUGGCGGCGCACCUGCUGGAGCGCGGGCUGGCGGCCAGCGCCGCCACGCUGCAGCGCGAGGCGCGCCUGCCCGCCCCCACCGCGCCCGCGCCCCCGCCGCCGCCGCCGCCCCCCGUCUACACGCCCUCUACCCCCACCAGGCCCCGGCUGUCGGUGUCCCGCGCCAACAGCAGUGGCUCGCUGCACCGCGACAGCGUGGACCUCAACUCCUCGCAUACCAUGCAUGUGGACGACGCCAGCCCGCUGCCGCCCGUCAUCAAGCUCAGAAAAGUACAAAAUCCGCCUUUGAACACAGUGUCGACCCCCACGUCUGAGCACAAGCGGUCCCUGCAGAAGCAGCUGAGCGUCCCCCCAGGGGAGCCGGCCCCCAGCCAGCACCGCGUCACUUUACACACCAUCAUCACGGAAUACCUCUAUAACCAACAUUCGCUUUGCAAGAAUCCCGUCGCUACGUGUCCACAAUUCAAUUUGUUUGAACCCCACAAAUGCCCGGAGCCCCGCGGCGGCGGCGGCCUACUAGGCGGUGGAGCGGAGCACUCGCUGCUAGCCCGCGUGGCUCGCCGCGAGCUCGGGCUGGGCGGGGCGCGCCGCGCGCACGCCCGCCUCGUGCACGCGCACUUCGCGCCCGUGCGGACGUUACGCCUUCAAGAUGACGACGCGUAUUUCACGCAUACGCUGUUCCAUCCGACGCAACAACAGCUGUUGGCGGCGACGUCGUCGGGCGACAUCCGGGUGUUCAACCUCUUCAGCGGGAUCGAGGAGAACUCAUACCAAGUUCACGAGUCUUACAUAUACCAUAUGCAGUGGUAUUGUAAAUUAGGUCGUAAUGGUCUUAUUUCGACCACUAGGCGACCACUAUUAAAUAAAAAAUAUGAAUACGUUAUAAAUAAAAUUUUUUUUUCAUCUUUCAGAUUUCAAUUAGACAAUGAAGAGUACGUUGAGUUCUCGAAGAUGUCGGACGAGCGUAUAAUCGGCACCAAGGGCGAGACGGCGACGAUAUUCGACACGCGCACGGGCCGCGAGCUGAUGACGCUCACCCCGGCCAUCAGUAACCAGUACGCCAAGAACAGGGCCACCUUCAAUCCGACUGAUGAACUAGUGCUUUCAGACGGUGUGCUCUGGGACGUGAACACCGGCAAGGAGAUACACAAGUUCGACAAAUUGAAUCAAACACAUAGCGGCGUCUUCCAUCCGAACGGACUAGAGGUUAUAUCAAAUACAGAAGUUUGGGAUCUUAGAACAUUUCACCUGCUGAGGACGGUGCCUACGUUAGACAAAUCAGAGGUAUUAUUUAACCCUACAUGCUCAGCGCUGUACGCGGUCUGCUCCGACCAGGACGCCGAGGAGAGGAGUCAGUUCGAUACCAGUUUCAAGACAUUAGACCCGUACGACUAUUCUAGUAUAGCAACGAUAGACGUGAAAAGAAACAUAUACGCGCUGGGCAUAUCCCGGUACGGCACGCAGAUAUCGCUGGUCGAAAACAUGGGCGACUUCGAGCAGAUGCAGGAGUCCUGCGUCAAGAUAUACGACGUCGGACGCAAGAGGGACCACGACGAUGAUGCUGAGGAGGACGAUGAAGAGGAAUUGGCGGGAGGGUCGGAGAACGAUGAUGGAUCUGACUCAGGGUCUGACAACGAUGAUGAUUUGGCCUCAUCUCUAUUGCGCAACGCAGUGAUGGGCCUGGACGGGAACAGCUCGGGCUCGUCGUCGCACGAGGAGGGGGACGGGCCCCCGCGCCGCAGGACGCGCCGCCGACGGGUGAGUCGACACGACGAUGACUCGGCGGCAGACAACAACAGCAGCGACAGCGACGGCGACGGCGACCUGGAGCUCGGCGACAUCAUCGAGUUCGAGCUGGAUUGAUGCAAUAAAUAUAUGUUGACCAGUU
Molecule: messenger RNA, 4646 nt
Organism: Spodoptera frugiperda (fall armyworm)
Lineage: Eukaryota; Metazoa; Arthropoda; Insecta; Lepidoptera; Noctuidae
Gene: mahj
Product: protein mahjong
Exons: 33
Coding region: 245-4621 (1458 amino acids)
Biological process (GO): protein ubiquitination
Cellular component (GO): nucleus; Cul4-RING E3 ubiquitin ligase complex
Molecular function (GO): protein binding
Source: RefSeq, a predicted model, not a curated record